Messenger RNA from Pseudophryne corroboree (corroboree frog), 624 nucleotides. Its product is annotated as gastrula zinc finger protein XlCGF71.1-like. Lineage: Eukaryota; Metazoa; Chordata; Amphibia; Anura; Myobatrachidae. The coding region runs from base 1 to 624 and encodes 207 amino acids. The transcript has a single exon. Gene Ontology annotation, cellular component: nucleus. The record is from RefSeq and is a predicted model, not a curated record. Gene Ontology annotation, biological process: regulation of gene expression.
AUGACUCACACAGGAGAGAAACCAUUUCAGUGCUCUGAAUGCAGCAAGUGUUUUACCCGUAAGAAAACUCUUGUUAUACAUCAGAAGAGUCACACAGGAGAAAAGCCAUAUAAAUGCUCUGAAUGUAGCAAGUGUUUUACUGAGAAGCAGCAUUUUGUUAAACAUUGGAGGAUUCACACAGAAGAGAUGCUAUUUAAAUGUUCAGAAUGUAGCAAGUGCUUUACUAACAAGCAUGAACUUGUUAAUCACAGGAGGAUUCAAACAGGAGAGAAACCAUUUACAUGUUCUGAAUGUAGUAACUGUUUUACCAAAAAGACAUGUCUUGUUAUACAUCAGAGGAUUCACACAGGAGAGAAACCAUUUCCAUGCUCUGAAUGUAGCAAGUGUUUUACCCAAAAGUCACAUCUUGUUAUACAUCAGAGGACUCACACAGGUGAGAAACAAUUUCAGUGCCCUGAAUGUAGUAAGUGUUUUACUCACAAGCAAGACCUUUUUAGUCAUCAGAAAACUCACACAGGAGAGAAACCAUUUAAAUGCUCUGAAUGCAACCAAUGUUUUGCCUAUAAGAAAAUUCUUGUUAGACAUCUGAGGAGUCACAUAGGAGAGAAAACACAAAUUUUCUGA